UGAGAAGAAAUUUAUUGUUGUAAUGGUAAAGAAAGCUGCUGCACCAUCAACUCCUGUUAAAGACGAACCAAAAACAUCAACAACAGCAAGGACUGAGACGAAAGACGAUAGCUCGCAAAAAGCUCCUACACCCCCUAAAGUUGAAACACCGACAACAGAGCCAGCACCAGUUGUCGGUUCUUCACAAAUCGCGCAAGCUGAGUCAAAUUUAGUAAUGGGCGAAGGCUACAAUUCCAUGGUUCAGAAUAUAAUGGAAAUGGGAUAUGAUAGAGAAUCGGUUGUUCGAGCACUUAAUGCCAGUUUUAAUAACCCUGAUCGAGCUGUCGAAUAUCUCAUCAUGGGAAUCCCAGAAACAGCUCUCCAAGAUCGUCCAGCUCCAGUAGGUGGAAAUGAACAAAAUGUUGAUUCCCGACCCGCAGCCAAUCCAGCCCCACCAGUCCCAGCUGAAAGUGGCAACAACGAAGAAAGUCCUUUGGCUUUUUUGCGACGUCAAGCACAGUUCCAACAAAUGCGUAGUGUCAUUCAACAGAAUCCUGAAAUGCUUAAUGCAGUUUUACAGCAAAUUGGACACACAAAUCCAGCACUUUUGCGCCUCAUUUCAGAGAAUCAAGAAGCUUUUGUUAAUAUGCUCAAUGAGUCGGAAGAUGGAAGACAAGCGCCAGUCGGUGGUGACGAUGAUGACGACAGAGGAAAUUUUGGUGGCUUACUUGAUGUUGGAUCUGUACCAGAAUUUACUCAGCAAGAUCGUGAAGCUAUUGAAAGGUUAAAAGCCCUUGGUUUUACAGAUGAACUUGUCGUUCAAGCUUACAUCGCAUGUGAAAAGGAUGAAAACCUCGCAGCAAAUUUCCUUCUCUCCCAAACUGAUGAUUAACUCAGCUUAAUUUACCCUUUUAAUCCAUUUGGCGGCAACACCAAGCGUAAAAAUUCAUUAA
Messenger RNA from Clunio marinus, 932 nucleotides. The record is from the annotation of a GenBank genome assembly. Lineage: Eukaryota; Metazoa; Arthropoda; Insecta; Diptera; Chironomidae.